Molecule: messenger RNA, 847 nt
Organism: Fukomys damarensis (Damara mole-rat)
Lineage: Eukaryota; Metazoa; Chordata; Mammalia; Rodentia; Bathyergidae
Product: 14-3-3 protein zeta/delta-like
Exons: 1
Coding region: 80-817 (245 amino acids)
Biological process (GO): signal transduction
Cellular component (GO): cytoplasm
Source: RefSeq, a predicted model, not a curated record
AGGCAGACAAAAGUUGGGCCCAGAGACCGCUUCGCCUGUCCGUCCGCCGCCACCCACCCGGGGCACAGAAUAUCCAGGCAUGGAUAAAAACGAGCUGGUGCAGAAGGCCAAACUGGCCGAGCAGGCUGAGCGAUACGAUGACAUGGCAGCCUGCAUGAAGUCUGUAAUUGAGCAAGGCGCUGAAUUAUCUAAUGAGGAGAGGAAUCUUCUCUCUGUUGCUUGUAAAAAUGUUGUAGGAGCCCGUAGGUCAUCUUGGAGGGUUGUCUCAAGUAUCGAGCAAAAGACGGAAGGUGCUGAGAAAAAGCAGCAGAUGGCUCGAGAAUACAGAGAGAAAAUUGAGACUGAGCUAAGGGAUAUCUGCAACGAUGUGCUGUCUCUUUUGGAAAAAUUCUUAAUCCCCAAUGCUUCACAAGCAGAGAGCAAAGUCUUUUAUUUGAAAAUGAAAGGAGACUACUACCGUUACUUGGCUGAGGUUGCUGCUGGUGAUGACAAGAAAGGGAUUGUGGACCAGUCACAACAAGCAUACCAAGAAGCUUUUGAAAUCAGCAAAAAGGAAAUGCAACCAACACAUCCUAUCAGAUUGGGUCUGGCCCUUAACUUCUCCGUCUUCUAUUACGAGAUUCUGAACUCUCCAGAGAAAGCCUGUUCUCUGGCAAAGACAGCUUUUGAUGAAGCCAUUGCUGAACUUGAUACAUUAAGUGAAGAGUCAUACAAGGACAGCACGCUAAUAAUGCAAUUACUGAGAGACAACUUGACAUUGUGGACAUCGGAUACCCAGGGAGAUGAAGCUGAAGCAGGCGAAGGAGGGGAAAAUUAACUGGCCUUCCAACUUUUGUCUGCCUCAUUC